AUUUUCUUGUAAAUAAAUUAUGUUAAUUAGAUACUUAAUCCAAAUAUUACUAAUUAUAGUAUAGACAUUUAAUUAAUAAUCUUAUAUUUUCAAGAUAAAUAACUUAACGAGCUUGCCCACGAGCUAACGAGUAGAGUAUCGUCGUGCUCAAAAGCUUGACUCGUUUAGCUAAACGAGCUGCUCAUUAAAAUUACCGAUCGAGCUUUUAUCGAGUUGAACGUCGAAUAGUUCACAAGUAGCUUGAUUCGUCUACUGCCCUUUCUAUAUGCACCACGAUCGCAGUUGUAGAUAUCCACCAAUAAUAUAAAUUACUAUACAGUUCAUAAUAACAAAUAUUUCAAUGGUAUUUCGAUUUUCGAUGUUAAUUCAACUUAACCAAUAAUGUUGGGAUGCAAACAAAUCCGAUAAUAGUGGAUGUUUUGUCUAAUGCUGUGUGAAGCAUCUCAAUGUUUUGUGCCGAACCUCGUCAUAGAGAUUCCUCCACACAUGGAAAUGAACACUAGUGUCCAGCCCAGAAAAAUACACCUAUCUUAUUAUAUUUUAUUUGACCUCUAUAAUUAUAUGCUCAAUUAUUAGAGUUCUUCCAUUACUUAAUUAUCAGUGACUUGCACGUUUUUAAUUAAUUAGUACCAUGUAACGUCAAUUAUGGUGCGAUACUAUUGUUCAAGCAGUAUGAUGUCUAUCAAGUAUCAUAGAUUCGUCAUAUAAUUUUUUUUAGAAACGUUCAUAUAAUUUUUUUAUAUAAGUGGUGAAAAAUCAUUUUUUAAUAUAUGCGUACUGCCAAAAAAUAUAAAUUAUGUAUUGAAUUGACAGCUUAUUUUUAAAAAUAGAAUUGAAACGACCAAAUGGAAUGGAAUCAUAGCUCGUGAUUUAUUCAGCAAUUUAAUUUUUUACUGACGCAUAUAAUAAAAGGGUUUUGGCAAAUAAAGUUACGAAUUUCGAGAUUGUCAUUUUUACGUGAUUUUUGAAGUGUUGCGAAUUAAAUCACCACCUUUUCAAUUUUUGAAAUUUUAUUCUCCCAAUUUUUUUGGGAUCGCCAGAGUGCUAAAUUGAAGCUUACGUGGAUCAGUUCGCCAUAUAUUAUUUAUAUAUAUUACGACGUUGUUUGCAAUAAAAUUGCUGAAUAUUGAGAAUUAUGAUGCACGUACAUGAUACAAUCAUUUUAUAAUUUGAAGGAAUUUUUAAUUAAAAUUGUACAAAACGGCAUCAUUCUUUACUAAUCCACUUAAGCUCCGAUCAUUAUAUAUACACACAUGUAUAGUUUUCAGUCAUGUCUUGUCGAGAAGCCCUUCAUCGCCAUGGACGUGGAGAAAGUGUUUCACAUGAAUGGAGGAAUUGGAGAAACAAGCUAUCACGAGAACUCUUCUCUUCAGAAAAAUGCUGCUGAAAGGAUUCAAGACAUAGCCUUGGAAGCCAUGGAAGAAACGUAUUCGGCGUUGAGGCCGCGAAGCCUCGGCAUAGCCGAUCUCGGCUGCUCAUCGGGCUCCAACGCCCUGCGUUACGUCAAGAUGGCGGUGGCCGCCGUGAUCAGCCGAGACGCAGCGCCGCUGCCCGAGUUUCGGGUGUGCCUCAACGAUCUUCCUUCCAAUGAUUUCAACACCGUUUUCGCGGCGUUGCCGGAUUUUUUCCAAGAGUUGAAGAAAGGAAGGAAGGAUCCAUCGGUUUUGGUGGCUGCAUAUCCGGGCAGCUUCUAUGGCAGGCUCUUCCCACGCAACAGCUUGCACUUGCUCUUCUCCUUCAGCUCUUUGCACUGGCUAUCCCGGAUUCCACCGGGGAUCUAUGACGAGCGAGGGGUGUCGAUGAACAAGAAGAGCAUCACUUUGGUGAGGGAAUAUUGGAUGAAUUAUUUGAUGAAUAUGCCAAAUUAUUGGAAAUAGAGAUGCCCACAAAGAAUAUCAAGGCCAUUCACAUUGCUCUAGUUCUUACUAAAGUAUAAGUAUGCUCUUUCACUACUUAUUUUAUUGUUGGAGUGAUUGGAUACUAAUAUGUAUGUGUUUGACCUUGUUUAUAAUACUUUCUUUGUCCCUUACAUAUCUUUUUUUCUUUUUAUUUUGAUCAGUCCCCAAAACAUCUUCAUAAUCCAAUUUUGAAAAUAAUUUUGGGAACACAUUUUUCGCUUAUCAAAUACACAACUAACUUUUAUUAA
Salvia miltiorrhiza (redroot sage) is the source of this 2146-nucleotide messenger RNA. Its product is annotated as probable methyltransferase TCM_000336. Gene Ontology annotation, molecular function: S-adenosylmethionine-dependent methyltransferase activity. The record is from RefSeq and is a predicted model, not a curated record. Gene Ontology annotation, biological process: methylation. The coding region runs from base 1254 to 1877 and encodes 207 amino acids. NCBI's taxonomy places the organism in Eukaryota, Viridiplantae, Streptophyta, Magnoliopsida, Lamiales, Lamiaceae. The transcript is spliced from 3 exons.